Molecule: messenger RNA, 6092 nt
Organism: Volvox carteri f. nagariensis
Lineage: Eukaryota; Viridiplantae; Chlorophyta; Chlorophyceae; Chlamydomonadales; Volvocaceae
Exons: 17
Coding region: 231-5375 (1714 amino acids)
Source: RefSeq, a predicted model, not a curated record
AUUGGCGCCAGCGCCUGAAAGAAGCUGCUGCGAAGCUGCGACACGGGCUGGCGAGCUUGGUGAGCGCUGUGACGCUAGCCGCGCUCUCCACCUCUGCAAUCCAGGCCGCCGAUACCCACCUCCGGGGGCUGGCGGCCGACGCAUCCCUCCGCAUACAUGCCGCCACCACUGCGACGACCGCCGCCAAUGGUGCCGGCAUUGGCGGCAAUCGCGGCUACUUGGAGAACCUAAUGCCAUUAGCGCUGGUUCUAAUGGUCCGUACGGUGUCGUACUUCUUCCUGGGUGUCGCUCUGAUGCUCGAGGUGACCGGUAUGGGUGAUCUGGUGGACAUGGUGCCGCUGCUGGCGCUGGGACAGAGAGUGGAGCUGCAUUUCGACGAGGCUUGGAAGGCGGCCUCCUUUGCCGAGCUGUGGUCCCGGCGCUGGAACAUCACCGUCACGGGGGUGCUACGACCCGUGUGCUAUGACCCCGUCAUGGAAGCGGCAACGGAAAGCACUUUAACAACUACUACACAAUCCGGAAGCUCCUCCACCAGCAGUAAAACCAGCUGUGGACGAGGAGGAGGGGAAGGGGAUGGAGGCGGCUCCAGAGAUGACACGUCGCCACUCCACUUUCAGAACCACAAGGAAGGCCAAAGCCAGAGCCCAACAACCUCGUCCAUUCCGCUGCCCGAGCUCUUGGCUUCGCUGUCGCCGGACGCCAGCAGCCAUAGCAGUAGCGACGGCAGUAGCUGUAGCCCCGGUAGUGAUGUCUGCAGCAGCAGCUUCAGCAGCAUCAGCGGCGGCAGUAGCGGCAGCCCGGCGCUGCGGAACAUGCUGGAGCGAGCCUGGAGCGGUGAUGGCGUUGACGGCGGCGGUGUUGAUGGCGAUGAUGGUGGUGGUGCCGGCGGCGGCUGCAAGAGUGUCUGCGUCGGCAGCUUUUCUGCCGCGCACCGUCGGCGUGCAAUUGGCACGUCUGCCGCUGAAGCGUCUGAUGCCGUACCACCUCCCGUACAGAAAUCCAAGAUGUUCACGGCGGCAACGCCGGCGCCACCUAACGAGCUUAACCACCAGAGCCGCCGCCGCGGCCAGUCACAGCCACGCCAACCACGAACCGCAACCGCCGCGGCGCCGUCCGGAUCACAAGCCGCCAACCUGCAUCGAUCGUCGCGCGCACGGCGUUUCGCUGCCGUACAGAUGACCUUCCUGGUUUCGGGGCUGUGGCAUGAGCUGGUUUGCUACAGCAUGAGCGGCACCACCACGGGCGGCAGCUGGCUGCUGCUGUUUGCUCUACAGGCCCCUCUCAUCCUGGUGGAGUCCGAGCUGCGGCAUAAGGCCCGUAAGCUGAGACUGCGAGUCCCCCGUGCAAUAAAGUGCUGGAUCGUACACGGUCUCCUCUUCCUGCAGCUGAUGCUGCUGUGGUACCCACCAAUGGAGAGGACCGGGAUGUUGGAGGGCUUGACUCGCACGGGGGAUCGAGUGAUGGCGGCGGCAGCGGCAGCGGCGGCGGUGGCGAGGCGCGCUAUCACGACGGUGGCGGCCCUGCUUCCGGCUGCCACAGAAGCGACUGCGGCAGCCUUGACAAGCGGCUCUAACAGACUUGAGCUGGAGGCCAGCGACGCCAACAAAGCUGCACAACCUGCCGCUGCUGCUGAAUCAGGCAACACAACUUCUAUCAAAAGCGUUGGGGGGGAAAGCUCUGUACGGGACGUUGGCUCGUCAGGCGAACCAUCGAUGACCUAUCACAUCCCAGCUCUCGGAAGCGAGGUCAUGCGACUUCUUGACCAGGACUCGGAAGCUCAAGGGGCCAGCCUGCAGGGACCAGUCUCGGAGAGCUACGUCCCCGGCGGCGAGUCGUCAUCCGGCCGCGCUAGUCACAGCAGCGCCAACGCACCUGAGGCAUCGGGUCUCGUCCCCGUUGCAAAUGCUGGGGGGGGAGGUACUGACGGUGGCAACCCAGUUGCAGAAGGGAGACCCUCCGGGAUUUGGACUGAGGGGUCAACAGCCGAUACCGAGACAGCGGAUACAGCGGCGGGUGCGGCAGUAUCGCCAGAGCCGGCGGAAGAGCAGCCUCAGCGGUCGGCUGGGUCCCAAGCCUCCCUAGGCUCACAGCCCAGCGUAGCUGGUAGUACUUCAAUGAUGUACGGCGCUGGCGUCUCUCGUGGCGUGAGCCCGGUCAUGCCGGCCACCGAAGACGACGCUGACGGCCCCGCCGACGUCACCGCCAGCGCUAUCGGGACAGCUCCAUCCUCUGCAGACGCAUCCCCGGGGCUUGCCCCAAAGGCUGAGGAUAGCGGCGCCAGCGCCACUGGAAGCGGCGGCGGCGGCGGCGGCGGCGGCGAGGACGGAGAGGGGGGCAGCGCUCCUGGUACAUCAGAAUCUGCGGAUGGUUCCGGAGCAGGUCGGCUACUGCAGCAGGAAGAAGUCCGAACGGAAAAACGUUGGUCGUCCGGAACCUCCCGGGGGGUCGCUCCUGCCAAGGACGCGGCGGACGCGGAUGUGGGCGCUGGCACGACUGAUAUUACUUCCACGGGGGGUCCGGAUGCCGGCAGCGGCGCAAGCCCUGAGUACGGCGCCCCGGGGACCGCCGACGACACUGCUGAUGGCGGCAAUGUGGCAGCGGCUGAGGGCGGCCGUCGUUCUGACGGCGCCGUGAUGGGAGACGGGCGAUCUGGGUCAGGCGCUGCCGCCGUCACCGCUGCAAGAACCUCGAGUGACCGCGGCGCGGCGGCAGUGUCCGGAGGUGAAGGUGGAGGUGGAGGUGGACCUGCCGAGGGUGGGGGCCCCGGGGAGGGCGCCGGUGCAGCGGCUCCCAGUCCUGACGUCGCGGCGGCGGAAGGGAGUGGAGGUGUAGGCGGCGGCAGCGGCAGCAGCAUAGGUAGCGGCGUAGCCGGGGGCCGUGCAUCGAGCAGCCGCAGCCGCAGCAGCGGUGGCUCUGGACCCGGCGCGGCAGCGGCCGUGCAACAGCCUGGUGCGGCUCCAGACGCGGAUGACUUGCCGUCGGCGCGAGGCGGCCGCCGACCCUCGUAUUCGUCACCAGAGUACGAAGAGUACAACAGGGCAUCGACCCCGUCCGGCGCCGGUUCGCGCCCCGCCUCCGGCGGCGGCAGCGACGGCGCCAACGCGGCGGGGACAUUUGCAUCGUCGGCUUUGGCGGGGGGCCUAAGUGGCGGCAGCGGCAGCGAACGGCAGCGGCGUCAGAGCAGCGGCGGCAUCCCGUCGCCGCCUCGGCCACCUGGCAACACAGCCCAACAGAGAAGCUCCACCACCGGCAGUUCUGCGGCGUCGCAACACUCGAGCGCAGUGCUACGGCAGGCCUCCGAAACCACAGGUGCUGCGCAGUUCAGCGGCGACGGCGGCGCGGGGCCCGGCGGGGCGGCGGAUUACAACGAGGGGCAACCGUCAUGGCGACCCAGCGUUACCGCCAGCAGUGUGGGCGGGAGCAGCGGCCGCCACGGCAGUGUGUCGUACGCAUGGCGCGGCAGCAGCUCCGGUGGUGAUGGCGGCGGCGCGGCGGCGCUGGCAAUGGCGGCGGCGGCGCCGCGGCCGAGUGGCUCUGUCGAGGACACGGCGGCCCCGCGACUCACUGUCACGAACCGGAACACGUCCUCCUCCUCAGAAACCAGCAGCGUCGCAAGGCGCACGUCUGGGCCCUUUGUCGUACAAGGCAUUGACAACGGCAGCGGCGGUGGCGGCGGGAGCAGCGGUGGCCUGGCGGCGACCCUGGUUCCCGCGUCGCCGUCACCGCAGCUUCCGCCUCUUGGAGGUCAUCCUGACGCCGCUUCCGGCAUGACAUACGGCACCGCCAUGUCGUCGUACAGCUUUCCAGGAGAGGCUCGCCGUCAGGCGUCCCAAAGCUCCGCCGCCGUAGGAUGUCAGCCGAACCCGCUGCCGCCGCUGCCGCCGACGACACCGCCGGGCGGCAUCCUCACGCUUGGCGACCGCCCCAAGGCGCGGGCUGUCGUAUCCGCACCCGCGGGUGACGUCAGGUCGGCAGCCAACGGCGGCGGUGGUGCCGCGGCGGCGGCGACGCGCAGCGGCCGGCCGCCGCCGCCCAUACACAUGAUGCCGACGCACGUUCAGCCCAAAGGCCCGUUCGACGAGUGUACGACACAGGCUGCCUUGCAGCAUGUACGGACAGUUUGGUCAACGUCAAACAUUUGCGGCAUCCGGUCGCUUCCCAACGCGCUGAGUCCGGAUUUCCGUCAUAAACCUCAGUUGUCGUACGGUCUGGAGGGUGGCCCGCUGGGUAUGCCCCUCAGUGUGGGCCAGAAGCAGGUGGCUCGAAUCAACCCCCUGGCCGGAAUGUUCACGCAAUUCGAGUACCUGCCAUCCGAGUACGACAGAGUAAAGCUGACUGGAAAGUACGAUCGUCUAAGGCACAAGCUGGCGCAGACCGGCCCACAAGAGUUCGUGGUUCGUGCCCCCCCCUCCGCCGUACACGGCGCCCCCGCCUUCUCCGAGUUUUCGUACACCACCGACCCGGUGGAUUCGUACUCGGCCUCCAUGCACGCGGACACAGACCUGGCAAGGUCAAAGGUGGUCGCCGGCCCCUUCUACCCCUCGGGCCGCGUACAAGCCGCCAAGGUGCUCAAGGGCCGACUGGACGAGUGCAUGAUGCGGCUGUGCAAGCAGCUCAGCGACGACUGGCCGAACAGCUUCAUGCAGGUAUUCGAGGACCGCAACGGCAGUGUGGUGGCUUCCUUCCACCAGCCAUCUGCCGUACAGGAGGGCGACCUGAGUGCCUACAUGAACACGCUGGCCAAGAGGAACCACGUAAUGUCCACCUUCCAGCUCACCAAGGACGCCACGCGGUGGGGGCUGGUGGACGAGGACAGCGGGGCGGUGUUCUACGUCUUGUGGCCGCCGUGGGUACGACACAGGUACUUGGGACCCCACACCGCGCCAACAUCCACCCAGAUGCCAAACGGCCGGCCUGGAACCCGGGGCAGCAGCAGCAGUGAGGACGAGGAGGAGGAAGACGCGGAGGGGGCGGACGGGGGGUUUGCGACAGCGGGGGCAGCGGGGGAGGAUGCGGCCGCGGCUGCGGCGCUGGGGCUGGGGGCUGAGAUAGGCGACGGAGGGCAAGUAAGCAUCGGAGAGCACCAAGGUCCGGAGGUAAAAUGCGUGCAGCUGCAGUUGGGGACCUUCCAAAAGCUUUUUCAGAUUUUUGCCGAGAAGCAAAAGGCGCAGCGGCCCAAGCGCUGGGACAUGAUGGAGUGGCGCCAUGCGGAUCAAGAAGUGGGCAUGGAGGUGUUUUGCAACCCCAACGCGCACACCACCGCCUUUGACGCCAAGUUGCUCAUCACGCUGUGGUCGAGCGGGGGCCUCAGAGUCACGACUGAAGCGCGUCUGAGCGCCAUCACCAGCGACCUGGACAACUUCUUGCAGGGGUAGAAGAAACGGCGGUGGCAAGACUCCCAGGAAGAGCAGCGCAUUUCAGGUUUCUUCUUUCCUAUUCUCUUUCUUCUUUCCCCUCCUUGUUAUCUUUUUUCCCCUCAAAUGUGUCGAAUGAAUACCCCGACGUGGACCUCCUGAUUACGAAUAGAUUAAUUUUAAACCUGACUCGGCAGGGCGCAUGUCGGACUUCGGGCUUAGCGAUGCAAGGGUGGCAGGCUGGCGGGAGGUUGGGCGAGUGGAUAGCUUGAGAGCUGCGAAGAGUACAUUUCGCUCUACGUCCGUGCAUCCUGUGCUGCACGGAGUGUGCUGUUCCGUCAUAUCAUAUUCUUCGUGUGGCGACUGUGGUGCUUGUGUGCCUGGCACUGUCCACAAAAUGAUUCUCUGAAAGGGUCGAAGCGGUGCGCAGGUCGCACCAGACAAGGUGCUUGCUAUUUCUUUCCUCAAACUGCAUGUCGGUUGGGACAGUGGGACCUAACUCCUUAACUUAACCGUAGGGGAUCCUGUCUCUCCCUCCGGAUUUUUUUGUGAGGCCUAGACACAGCCUGGAUUUUAUAGGCGCUUGAGCAUUCCUAGUCAGUGCUGUAGUCCAGUGCGGUAGUCGGGGCGGGUUGUCCGCGCUUCAAACGAAAUCCUUUGUUCGCUGCAUAACUUGGGCGUCGCUGGAUCGCAGGCCUGGAUUAUGUAGCAGAGACUCUAUUUUGAACAUAUACCUGU